Molecule: messenger RNA, 4691 nt
Organism: Pongo pygmaeus (Bornean orangutan)
Lineage: Eukaryota; Metazoa; Chordata; Mammalia; Primates; Hominidae
Gene: FUT4
Product: fucosyltransferase 4
Exons: 2
Coding region: 415-2010 (531 amino acids)
Cellular component (GO): membrane
Molecular function (GO): alpha-(1->3)-fucosyltransferase activity
Source: RefSeq, a predicted model, not a curated record
CUGAAGGCCACGCCGCUGCGGGCUGCCUCCACAAUAAGACCGUCUCGGCGGGCCACGAGAUCCUGGCCACGGACGCGGUGGCCGCGCCUCUGCUCGCACGUUUCCCCGGCCUCUGGACUCCCUCCCUCCCUCAAUCCCUCCCUCCGGCUGGCGUCGCUGGCGGGUGGCUAGGCCCAAAGGCAGGAAGCCGACGCUAUCCUCCGUUCUGCGGCGCCGGGUCCGCCUUCCGUCUGUUCUAGCGCCUGCUCCUGCGCGGCAGCUGCUUUAGGAGGUCUCGAGCCUGCUGUACCUUCCCAGGGAUGAACCGAGCCUUCCCUCUGGAAGGCGAGGGUUCGGGCCACAGUGAGCGAGGGCCUGGGCGGUGGGCGCGCGCGGAGGGAAACCGGAUCAGUUGAGAGAGAAUUAGAGUAGCGGAUGAGGCGCUUGUGGGGCGCGGCCCGGAAGCCCUCGGGCGCGGGCUGGGAGAAGGAGUGGGCGGAGGCGCCGCAGGAGGCUCGCGGGGCCUGGUUGGACCGGCUGGGCCCCGGGCGCAGUGGAAGGAAGAGACGGGCGGUGCCCGGUUGGGCGUCCUGGCCAGCUCACCUUGCCCUGGCGGCUCGCCCCGCCCGGCACUUGGGAGGAGCAGGGCAGGGCCCGCGGCCUUUGGAUUCCAGGACCGCCCCCUUCCACUCCCGGGCCAGCGGCGAGCGGCAGCGACGGCUGGAGCCGCAGCUGCAGCAUGAGAGCCGGUGCCGCUCCUCCACGCCUGCGGACGCGUGGCGAGCGGAGGCAGCUCUGCUUGUUCGCGCCAUGGGGGCGCCGUGGGGCUCGCCGACGGCGGCGGCGGCGGGCGGGCGGCGCGGGUGGCGCCGAGGCCGGGGGCUGCCAUGGACCGUCUGGGUGCUGGCGGCCGCCGGCUUGACGUGUACGGCGCUGAUCACCUAUGCUUGCUGGGGGCAGCUGCCGCCGCUGCCCUGGGCGUCGCCAACCCCGCCGCGACCGGUGGGCGUGCUGCUGUGGUGGGAGCCCUUCGGGGGGCGCGGUAGCGCCCCGAGGCCGCCCCCCGACUGCCGGCUGCGCUUCAACAUCAGCGGCUGCCGCCUGCUCACCGACCGCGCGUCCUACGGAGAGGCUCAGGCAGUGCUUUUCCACCACCGCGACCUCGUGAAGGGACCCCCCGACUGGCCCCCGCCCUGGGGGGUCCAGGCGCGCACUGCUGAGGAGGUGGAGCUGCGCGUGUUGGACUACGAGGAGGCAGCGGCGGCGGCAGAAGCCCUGGCGACCUCCAGCCCCAGGCCCCCGGGCCAGCGCUGGGUUUGGAUGAACUUCGAGUCGCCCUCGCACUCCCCGGGGCUGCGAAGCCUGGCAAGUAACCUCUUCAACUGGACGCUCUCCUACCGGGCGGACUCGGACGUCUUUGUGCCUUAUGGCUACCUCUACCCCAGAAGCCACCCCGGCGACCCGCCGUCAGGCCUGGCUCCGCCACUGUCCAGGAAACAGGGGCUGGUGGCAUGGGUGGUAAGCCACUGGAACGAGCGCCAGGCCCGGGUCCGCUACUACUACCAGCUGAGCCAACAUGUGACCGUGGACGUGUUCGGCCGGGGCGGGCCCGGGCAGCCGGUGCCCGAAAUUGGGCUCCUGCACACAGUGGCCCGCUACAAGUUCUACCUGGCUUUCGAGAACUCGCAGCACCUGGAUUAUAUCACCGAGAAGCUUUGGCGUAACGCGUUGCUCGCUGGGGCGGUGCCGGUGGUGCUGGGCCCAGACCGUGCCAACUACGAGCGCUUCGUGCCCCGCGGCGCCUUCAUCCACGUGGACGACUUCCCAAGUGCCUCCUCCCUGGCCUCGUACCUGCUUUUCCUCGACCGCAACCCCGCAGUCUAUCGCCGCUACUUCCACUGGCGCCGGAGCUACGCUGUCCACAUCACCUCCUUCUGGGACGAGCCUUGGUGCCGGGUGUGCCAGGCUGUACAGAGGGCUGGGGACCGGCCCAAGAGCAUACGGAACUUGGCCAGCUGGUUUGAGCGGUGAAGCCGCCCUCCCCUGGAAGCGAACCAGGGGAGGCCAGGUUGUCAGCUUUUUGAUCCUCUACUGUGCAUCUCCUUGACUGCCGAAUCAAGGGAGUAAGUUCUUCAAACACCCAUUUUUCUAUGGGAAAAAAACGAUUUACCAAUUAAUAUUACUCAGCACAGAGAUGGGGGCCCGGUUUCCAUAUUUUUUGCACAGCUAGCAAUUGGGCUCCCUUUGCUGUUGAUGGGCAUCAUUGUUUAGGGGUGAAGGAGGGAGCUCUUCCUCACCUUGUAACCAGUGCAGAAAUGAAAUAGCUUAGCUACAAGAAGCCGUUGAGGCGGUUUCUCUGAAUUUCCCCAUCUGCCACAGGCCAUAUUUGUGGUCCGUACAGCUUCCAAAUCUCAUACAUAACUGUUCCCGAUUCACAUUUUUCUGGACCAAGGUGAAGCAAAUUCCUGGUUGUAGAAGAAGCCUUGUUGGUGGAGAGUGGAAGGACUGUGGCUGCAGGUGGGACUUUGUUGCUUGGAUUCCUCACAGCCUUGGCUCCUGAGAAAGGUGAGGAGGGCAGUCCAAGAGGGGCCGCUGACUUCUUUCACAAGUAUUAUCUGUUCCCCUGUCCUGUGAAUGGAAGCAAAAUGCUGGAUUGUCCUUGGAGGAAAGUUAAGAUGAAUACAUGGGUGUACCUCACUUUACAUAAGAAAUGUAUUCCUGAAAAGCUGCAUUUAAAUCAAGUCCCAAAUUCAUUGACUUAGGGGAGUUCAGUAUUUAAUGAAACCCUAUGGAGAAUUUAUCCCUUUACAAUGUGAAUAGUCAUCUCCUAAUUUGUUUCUUCUGUCUUUAUGUUUGUCUAUAACCUGGAUUUUUUAAAAGCAAAUUAAAAUUACAGAUGUGAAAAUAAAGCAGAAGCAACCUUUUUCCCUCUUCCCAGAAAACCAGUCUGUGUUUACAGACAGAAGAGAAGGAAGCCAUAGUGUCACUUCCACACAAUUAUUUAUUUCAUGUCUUUACUGGACCUGAAAUUUAAACUGCAAUGCCAGUCCUGCAGGAGUGCUGGCAUUACCCUCUGCAGAACAGUGAAAGAGUCUCGCACUGUCGCCCCGGCUGGACUGCAGUGGCGUGAUCUUGGCUCACUGCAACCUCCGCCUCCCAGGUUCAAGAGAUUCUCCUGCCUCAGCCUCCCGAGCAGCUGAGACUACAGGCGCCUGCCACCACACCUGGCCAAUUUUUUGUAUUUUUAGUAGAGACUGCGUUUCACCAUGUUGGGCAGGCUGGUCUUGAACUCCUGACCUUGUGAUCCGCCUGCCUCGGCCUCUCAGAGUGCUGGGAUAACAGGUGUGAGCCACCGUGCCCAGCCAUUGCAUUUUUAUUCACAUACACAUUGUUAAUGUGGAACAAUUUGUUAUCACUAAUCUCGUCAGAGAGCAAGAUAAAAUGUGGCAAUUGCUCAUUUUAUUUUGCAUAUAUUAAAUUGAGUAGAUUCAGCUCUAACGUACCUUAAGAAAAAUGCAUAUCGGUGCACUGUAUGUAUUUCAAAAUGCCUUUCCUAUGAUUGUCAUGUCCUCCUUUAAGGCUUUUCCCUCAAAUUUAUUACAAAUUUAGUAUUUUUAGUACUUGAUGACUCUAAUUACAUGAAUGCACCUGGAAUGACAUUUGUAACAGAAGACAGUCUGACUUGCUUUCAGUAUUCACAAGUUCUUUCCAGUUUCCAAGUCUUUUCCUAGCAGUAAUUUAGGGGAGACAGAGGAGUUUCAUGUAAAGAGCAUGCAGUUUGGAGUCAGACCUGGGUAUGUGACUCUGUGGCCUUGAUGAUGAAGCAAGUUACUUAAACUCUUGACUUUCAGCUUUCUCCUUUACAAUGCAUGAAUGCCUGUCCCCCUACAAAACAAAGAUUAAAUGUGAUGAUGUAUGCCAAGGUGCUUUGUAUAUUGUAAAGUGCUAUAUAAUUAUAAGAUGUUCUAAAUUUUCAAGGAUCUAAACCAGGGAUUGGCAAACGUUUUUCCAGAGAGUAAAUAUUUCACGCUUUGCAUAUAUAAUUUAUGGAGGUGUUGAGAGGAUAGAUUAGACACUUGAAGUACUCAGGAUAGUGCCUGGCAUGUAGGAAGCACCUGGAAAAUAUUCGCCGUGAUUACCAUCAGUCCAUUUUACCGAGAAGGAGCCAAGGUCCAGGCCCACUGAAGGACUUGUGUAAGAUUACAGUAGCAGUGGCAGAACCAGCCAUGCUUGUGCAAAUCACAACCCCUUUGAGCCUCUGUCACCUGAACUGCAAAAUGGGUGGGUUAGACAAAAUCAUCUCUUGGGACCUCCUAGUUCCACUUGCUAUCAUUCUACUAACUGGCACCCUAAGGUUGAAAGUGCUUAUCUGCUUUCCAAUGUGGCUUCCUUACAGUCUGGAACUGACAAUAUGCAGGAGCAGUAAACUGGCAGAAAACCAGGAAUCAGAAAAAAAUAUAAUUUAGCUUCAAAGAUGUAAAUUAUAUAUAUAGUAUAUUAUAUAUAUUUUUAAAGCUUUAUAUGCCUCAAAUAUCAGGGAAAGGAGCCAAGUCCUUGGUAUUUAGUUUGGUGAAUACUUGCAUUGAAUAUAUGUCAAGAUGUCAAGUCAUUUUUGAAUGUGUCUCAGGGAUUUCUAUGCUACACAUUCUUUUAACAAAUCAAGUAUUUAUGUACACAUGUUGAGAUUUUUUGACAAAAUGAUUAAAAUAAUG